Lasiosphaeria miniovina is the source of this 1083-nucleotide messenger RNA. RefSeq lists its product as uncharacterized. The record is from RefSeq and is a predicted model, not a curated record. Bases 1 to 1083 code for a protein of 360 amino acids. NCBI's taxonomy places the organism in Eukaryota, Fungi, Ascomycota, Sordariomycetes, Sordariales, Lasiosphaeriaceae. The transcript is spliced from 2 exons.
AUGCCGCGAUCGCAUUCCUCGCCAAGCGUGGUGUCAGUACUGCUGCUGCUACUUGCCUCCUCAGCACACCGCGCACUUGCCGUUCCCUAUCCUAAGGGUCAACCCGCUCGCAGACAGGACGGCGGCUACCAAUUACACACGACGACAUGGACGCUCACCGAGACCUUCACCAGCACUUAUAGCUCCUUCAUUCCCGCCCCGACAGGGCCCGUGGCUGGCGGUGGAGGUCCAGACUGCGUGCCUGUCGCAGGUUCGGGACAGAUUGCCUGCGGCCCCGUCUGCUGCACGAACCAGCAGUACUGCGGAUGGAGAGGUCAGUGUCUAGAUAACAUUCUCGGCCCCGGUGGAGGAGGAGUUGUCCCCACUGUGAUUACCACGGGCGGGCAGGUUAUCACCACGCAGUACAGCGCCCCGUUCCGUGUCACCAGCGGCGUCCUCACGGGCACGGCCGCUAGCGCUACCACGACCAACACCGCCGCCGUGACGCCAGGCGGCACUGCCAGUUCUCUGAGUCCCGGCGCCAUUGCCGGCAUCGUCAUCGGUACACUUGCAGGUAUCGCCCUGCUCCUGCUGAUAUGCGCGUGCUGUGUGGUUCGCGGCUUGUGGCACGGCAUAAUGGCCUUGCUAGGACUCGGUCCUAAGAAAAAGAAGACGGAGACCGUAAUCGAGGAAGAGCGCUACACCCGCCGUGGAUCAACUCACUCGCAUCGAGACACGCACGGCGGAUGGUUUGGCGGCGGCGGCCGACCAAGCACUGUGGCCUCGCGAAAGGAGAAGAAGAAGAGCAGCGGCUUGGGCCUGCUAGGCAUUGGAGCUGCCAUAGGCACCAUAUUGCUCCUCCUGGGCCUGCGGAAGGACAAGAAGAAGAAGCCGGCCCGAAAGACGAGAAGCGACGUCAGCAGCAGCUACUGGUCCGAUUCCUACACCGCAGACAGUCCGAGCUCUCUGAGUAGCGACAGGAGAACCAGCGACAGGAGGACCCGACGCUCGCGGCAUAGCGGCACAAGUCGGGUGACGAGAACAGAAACCCGGGUAUCGCGUGCCCCGUCAGCAGCACCGAGAUCGCCCAGAUCGCCCAGGUGA